UUCAACACCAACCUUUCCGUUUAUGUUGAUUGACUACCUCACCAACCUCUCAUCCGUUGUAGACGAUGGUCCUGUGACAAAAUGGUAUGGAAGCAGUCCCCCUAAUUGCUACAAUCAAAAGGAAAUCUUGAUUAGAGACUGGAAACUCAGGGAGGAGGUCCUUGAAGCGAUGACUUCUGGAUUUUCAAGUAACCAAUCAUUUGGAUUCCCUGAUUAUUAUCUAUCUGGUAGUGGUGAAAAGUUCCCUAUUCUCCUCAAACACAAACCCUCUGACCCGGAGUUAACAGAGGUAAGUGCAAAUCUACCUCCUUUGCCUUGUGGUACCAAGAUCCAGAACAUUGCCAUGUCUUGUUUUUCUGACCGAAAAAAAGAUUGGGUUGUGUGUGUGAAGUUAUCUGGUUCUCAGUUAAGUCUUUGUAGACCUUUUGUUUUUGGUCAAUUUAAAUGGAUAAACAUCAAACCAAUGCCCGAGUCUAUAAGCUCUUUCUCGAGUAUUAUGUUCUCCAAGAAAGAUCAACGGUUCUAUAUUCCAUCACCUGGAGGCAACCAUUUGUGCUCUUUGGAUCUCAACUUCAAGGAGGGUGACAAGCCUCGGUUCUUGCGGAUUGGGUUUGAAGAUUAUCCUGAGUCCGUGGUUAGCGAGUUGGAGGAAUUAAAUUCUUGCUCCAGGACAGACCAUCUUGUGGAAUCACCCACUGGAGAGCUUUUCUACAUUAAGUGGUAUGGUGAGGACUUGGAUGAAGAUGAAAACUACAACAAUGUGGUGAGAUCAGUGACACACAAAACCAAAAAGUUCAUGGUGUUCAGAGAGAAGGAGACGGGAUAUGCUGAAGAAAAAAAUAAUGAGGUUAUAAUCUACACAGAAGAAGAUGAUAAGACUAUGACCUACACUGAAGACAUUGGAGAUCUCUGCAUUUUUGUUGGACAUAGUCAGGCUUACUGUGUCCCGGCCAGCUCGUCCCCUGGACUCAAGCCUAACUGCAUCUAUUUCGUGGGCUACAGCUUCGGUGUUUAUGAUAUCACCACAAAAACUUGCACUACCUUCUUUACCAAAGAAGCUGACGAAGAAGAUAAUGAGAUAGUUCCACUAAGGAGAUUAGAUUUCCCUUACUGGCCUCCCCCAUUUCCGAUCUCUAGUUAA
Raphanus sativus (radish) is the source of this 1141-nucleotide messenger RNA. RefSeq lists its product as uncharacterized. Bases 23 to 1141 code for a protein of 372 amino acids. The transcript has 2 exons. Lineage: Eukaryota; Viridiplantae; Streptophyta; Magnoliopsida; Brassicales; Brassicaceae. The record is from RefSeq and is a predicted model, not a curated record.